Molecule: messenger RNA, 2169 nt
Organism: Diachasma alloeum
Lineage: Eukaryota; Metazoa; Arthropoda; Insecta; Hymenoptera; Braconidae
Exons: 3
Coding region: 181-1983 (600 amino acids)
Source: RefSeq, a predicted model, not a curated record
CGUCCAAGUCCUCUGAAGUCCCAUGUUUAUAAACAUUCCCCGUAAUUUUUGUUUACGAUAAUCCAAAGUCCGCUCGAUCACUCCUGGAUUGAUACGAAAAACAAUUCAUACCGUAAAUGAUUCAUAGGGACAUUUUCAUUUCCAUUUUCUCUCUUGGACCGAGUUACUCACUCGAGAGGAAUGGACCGAAAAUAUAAUAUGAGAAGUGCAGACAGUGUUGCACGUUCUCUGCGUCAAACAUCCGUCCACCCAGUGGACGAUCUGCCAUCCGACAAUGAGGAAGAUAAGAUUAUCUGUCAAUCUCACUCUGCAUCCGAGGAAGACGAGGCAUGCAAAAAAAUCGUAUCUUCGACUGGAGGAGAUAUGAACAAUACUUUGGAUGAAUCUGCGCUAAAAAACGAAGAUGAGUUGUCUCCAAAAAGAAGGAGAUUGGACUCGGCACCUGAACCCCAACCAGCAAUCACCCCUAAUAAAACUGACCACAACUGGAGCCUGAAACCCCGCGAGCGAUUGCCCCCUCGUCCCUCCCCAAAUGUCCCUUACACCCCCGGGCCUCUGGGAGCAGCUCGUGAAAAGCAGACUCCACUUGAAUUCUGGGAGCUGCUAUUCGACCCUGAGAUCCUCUACGACGUGGUGCUCCACACGAACCAAGAGAUCUCUCGAUACCGCCUGUCAACCGAGAUAGAAAUGAACCUGACGAAUGCCCACAUCUACAAGGACCUCACGAUCUCCGAGCUGAAGGCCUCCCUCGGUCUCCUCUAUUUUUCAGGCCUCCAGAAGACGAACAACACGAAUUUAGAGGACUUGUGGUCGUAUGAAUUCGGUCCAACACUCUAUCGAGCAACGAUGCCCCUGAGGAGAUUCAAAGUGAUAUUAUCUUCCCUUAGAUUUGACGACAAGAGCACACGUGACUAUCGAAGAGAGACUGACAAAUUGGCCCCGAUCAGGGACGUGUGGCAACAAUUCGUGUCGAAUUGCAGGAAAUACUACAGUCCCCACAGCUCCUGCAGCAUUGAUGCACAACUGGUGCCUUUCGGGGGGCGCUGUCCCUUCAGAAUGUCCUCGCCAGAAAAGCCCAACGAAUAUGGCAUGAAAAUCGUCAUGCUGAACGAUUCUAAGACCUAUUACAUGCACAAUGCUGAACCUUGCACUGGCAAUGCCAUAGGCAAAAAUAGCAAUGAAACCCUGUCUUCAUAUUGCGUUCGUAAACUGUCUGAGCCAAUUCAUGGAACUGGACGGAACCUCACGUGUGAGGAUUGGUUGACGUCUGUGGAGACUGUGCAGAAGAUGUUGAGGGAGUACUCUCUGACGAUGAUUGGGACAAUUAGGAAAGGAGAGAGGGGAAUUCCUGGGGAUUUUAAGAGACCUGGAGGGGUUGGAUCGUCGAAAUUUGCGUUUGAUGAUUCCAAAAUUCUUGUUUCGUUUACACCUGAGAGGAAUAAAGUCAUGUUGCUGGUGUCUUCACUCCACGAGACCGCAGGGAUCAAUUCUGAUACGGGACAACCAGAGGUAUUGACGAUGUACAAGGAGACGAAAGGAGGGACUAAGGGCUUUGAUCAGUUUUGUCGUGAGUACACGACUGCUAGGAAGACUCAUCGCUGGCCGAUGAGGCUGUGGUACACAAUGCUGGAUCAGGCUGGAGUCAAUGCAAUGAUAUUGUACAAUUCCAAUAGUGCUAAUAGGACUCUGACCAGGGGGGAUUUUCUGAAAGCUCUCUUCAUGGGGUUGAUUCAGCCCCAUCUUCUCACACGACUUGCCUCGCCGCAUCUUCGACGAGAGUUGAGGGUCUCGAUUAGUAAGAUAUUGCACAUGGAGGAGCCAGAGAAUGAACCGGGGAGUUCGAAGCUUGACAGACAGAUUCGGUGCAGUCUCUGCCCAAGGAGUAAGGAUAAGAAGGUGAAAACAGCGUGCUCGGAGUGCAGAAGACCCGCCUGUGAGGAGCAUAGGAGAGCACUUUGCGUGGACUGCGUCGCACAUGAUUGAAGAAUUAUUUGACAAUUAUUUUUGAACAGUGAUACGUUUUUUCUAAUGUUGAAUUUUUUACAUUUCUACUUUUUUUAUGAAUAGAGAGAAAAAGGAAUUAAUUGUGUUUUCUUUUGGUUCCUUGACAAUUCAUUUUUCCUCUUCCAAAUUAAACAACUGGCAUUUGAUGAUUAAAAAUUCUUGUUU